This is a messenger RNA of Vicia faba (fava bean), 1218 nucleotides long. The record is from the annotation of a GenBank genome assembly. NCBI's taxonomy places the organism in Eukaryota, Viridiplantae, Streptophyta, Magnoliopsida, Fabales, Fabaceae.
AUGAAGAAUUCAAUCCUAACAACAACAACGCUUUUUGUCAUUUUACUUUUUCUCCACUCUGCACUUGCUCUCAAGGAAGGACAAAUAUGCUUAGCAGAUAAAAACUGUGAUUCUGGUUUACACUGUGAAACCUGUGUGGCUAAUGGAAACUUGCGACCUAGGUGCACUCGUACACAACCAAUUAACCCUACUUCAAAGGUGAAAGGGUUACCAUUUAAUCGGUAUUCAUGGUUAACAACACAUAAUUCAUUUGCACUUUUAGGUCAAAAAUCAGCAACUGGUUCUGUGAUUCUUGCUCCCACAAAUCAGCAAGACACCAUUACCUCUCAGCUUAAUAAUGGUGUAAGAGGAUUGAUGCUUGACUUGUAUGACUUUGAGAAUGAUGUUUGGCUGUGUCACUCAUUUGGUGGCCAGUGCUUCAACUAUACAGCUUUUCAACCUGCCAUCAAUGUUCUCAAAGAGAUUCAAGCAUUUCUCGAAGCAAAUCCAUCGGAGAUUGUUACUAUCAUUAUCGAAGAUUACGUUACUUCACCAAAAGGCCUAACAAAGGUCUUUAAUGCUGCUGGUCUGAGAAAAUACUGGUUUCCGGUAUCUCGAAUGCCAAAAAACGGCGGAGACUGGCCAACAGUAGAUGAUAUGGUCCAGAAGAACCAGCGUUUAGUAGUCUUCACUUCAAAAGCAGCUAAGGAAGCUUCCGAAGGGAUAGCCUAUGAAUGGCGAUAUUUAGUAGAAAACCAAUAUGGAAAUUCAAAUGGAGGAAUGAAGGCCGGUUCGUGUCCAAAUCGCGCAGAAUCACCGUCUAUGAACACAACAUCAAGAUCAUUAGUCCUAGUGAACUACUUUCGAGAUCUUCCAGAUGGAACUCAAUCUUGUAAGGACAAUUCAGCUCCUUUGCUUAACAUGGUUAACACUUGCUAUCAAGCAGCCGGAAAACGUUGGGCUAAUUUCAUUGCUGUUGAUUUCUACAAGAGGAGCGAUGGAGGAGGAGCUCCAGAAGCGGUUGAUGUAGCGAAUGGUCAUCUAGUAUGUGGAUGUGGAAACAUAGCCUCCUGCAAGGCUAACAUGACAUUCGGAGCAUCAUGUCAGUUACCUGUGGCUGAACUAGCUCCAGCCCGUGAAGCAGCAUUAGCAUCUAGCUUUAGCAUUCUAAAUUGCAAGCCAGCUAGUUUAUUGUUGUCUUUUGCCAUUACUCUGUUGGCCAUGCUCGUGGCACUGUGA